Messenger RNA from Solea senegalensis (Senegalese sole), 1237 nucleotides. RefSeq names its product lactosylceramide 1,3-N-acetyl-beta-D-glucosaminyltransferase-like. Gene Ontology annotation, cellular component: membrane. NCBI's taxonomy places the organism in Eukaryota, Metazoa, Chordata, Actinopteri, Pleuronectiformes, Soleidae. The transcript is spliced from 2 exons. Gene Ontology annotation, molecular function: N-acetyl-beta-D-glucosaminide beta-(1,3)-galactosyltransferase activity. The coding region runs from base 176 to 1120 and encodes 314 amino acids. The record is from RefSeq and is a predicted model, not a curated record.
UUCCUUACAAAAACAAAAAACUCGACUUCCGGUUUCCCAGGUAUUCCACAAGGAAGUGACUCGCAGCUGAAUUUACUUCAUAAAAACACCACAAAAAGCCACAAAGACUUAGCAAAGAAGGAUCCAGACAACAUAAGAGCGUCUCGAGUCUUUGGCUGCGUCUCCGCGAGCUUUAAUGGGGAAAGGGAGAAGAUGUUUAAAUCGCAUUUUACUCCUGGGAGCGGUGGGAAUCUUCCUCAUCUGUCUCGUCUUUGAUGGGAGACUGAUUAUCAGCUCGUCCUCGUCAUAUGUGGCCUAUCCAGGAAACUAUAAAUUCAUCAUGGAUGACACACCAGUGUGUAAAACCAGGGAUCCCUUCCUGAUCGUGAUGGUCCCUGUUGCACCUGCUGGUGUGGAAGUUCGGGACGCCAUUCGAGAGACAUGGGGGAGUGAGAAAGUGGUUCUGGGUCAGGUGGUGGACACCCUCUUCAUACUGGGUCAACCUGGAGGAGCUGAUGCCGUGCAGGUGCAAGAGAAGCUCCAGCACGAGAACCAGGAGCACCACGAUCUGAUUCAGAGCAACUUCCGGGACAGCUACUUCAAUCUGACCAUCAAGACUAUGGUCAUGCUGGAGUGGCUGGUUGCAAACUGUAAAAGUACUUCUUACAUCAUAAAGAUUGACUCCGAUACGCUACUCCACGUCCCGAAUUUGGUUAAACUUCUGCUGGACCCGAGCACGGCCAAACAAAACUACAUGUCAGGUUUGAUUUGGUGGCACAGCCCAGUUUUAAGAAACCCAUUUGCAAAGUUCUACGUACCAAGACGUGUGAUUGCUGAGCCAGAGUACCCCCCAUAUCCUCUGGGCAUGGCCUAUGUCAUGUCUAUGGACCUUCCCGGCAAAAUUCUCAGCGUCUCUCCUCAGAUUAAACCACUCUACAUUGAAGACGCUUACCUGGGUAUGUGUCUGAAUCACCUGGGCAUUACCCCCACUCACCCACCUGCACCCGGUAUGUUUGAAGUCGAACCCAAGCAUCCACUGAGCAACUGCAGCCUUUCAAAAGCGGUUGUUGUGAUGACAACAGGCAUACCAUUGAUGAAGAAUUACUGGCGGAGGAGCAAUGACCCGGACCUUAAAUGCUGAACGUCACUAUGCUUCUUUGACUUUUGUUUGGGUUAAAUUCAUCUGACUGAAGUGUGACAAAUAUGCAGAAAAUUGUGUUUGUAUAGAACUUAACAAAAAUAAAACAGAGCUGCUGGA